CUGGGGGAAGACCAGCGGUCCCCAGUGGAAUCGAGGUCGGGGAGCAGGAAGACGGCACUGCGCUGCGGCCAGUGGGCGCCCGGACGUCAGCGCGCUGCCGCCACCACCUCCACAGCCUUCUCAUUCGCCACAGCUGCUCCUCCGAGAUUCCCACCCACCCAACUUUUUUUUCCCAUUUGCACGAUGGAUUGGAGAGGCCGUAAUUUCCUCUCUUCAGUGCUGCUGCUGCCGGCACUCAUUGCAGCGGUGCCCCAAGAUCCCGAGCUGCUUCAGCGGACCGAGUUCUGCAACCGGAUGUGCCCAGACGAACCACCGCCCCCGCCGGCGCUGCCGUUCGGUGCUGCCCUUGCGGGGUGCCCGGGCCUUCGGUGCCCCGCGCCAGUGUGCCCCGCGCCUGUGUGCCCUUCGCCCGCGUCGCCGCCCGCGUGCCCGCCCUGCCCCGGGCGACGUGCCCCUCCCCCUCAUCCAAACGCGCUCGCGUGGAAGACUCUCAAAGCCAGAAACUACACGACCACGUCGUUGGGGCAUUACAAGUACUACUCCGACAGCAACUUGGACUGGUUCGACGCUCAGACGCUCUGCGAAAGCGAGGGCGCGCACUUGGUCAUUCUCAACUCCGAGUUGAGAGUUCGACAACCUGUUAACAGUACGGGCUUCAGACAUUGGCUUCCUGGACAUUUCGUUCGAAAUUUGACGAGUAAUUGCGGCUUCAUCAACAAAGGAGUGCGUGGAAUGGGCAUGGGACGUUGCAGGGAUGUAGGCCCCUUCAUCUGCGAGCUCUGAGACUGGCGAUGGAUUAGUGAAGUUUGUUGCAAAGAACGUUAAACUUUAAAUUUAAAUUUCGAAUGUCAAUUUCAAAAUAAUUUCCAUUACAAUGUUUCUCGUUCGUACCACGAAAGAAGGUAUUUUUGUCAGGUGGUAUGGUGCAUACAUCAAUUGUUACGUUUAUUAUUAUCUGUAUGAUUCGUUUUGCGCAUAAAGAACAAUAUCAUCUCAUACAGCUAAGCAUUAUAUGUAUUGUAUCAUCAUUUAAAGUCAUAAUCAACAUUGAUUUCCAAAACAGAUUAAUUUUACCUGUUUCAAACUCUUUAAAAUGAAUAUGUACGAGUAUUUUUCAAUGUUUACUUGAAUGUUUCAUAAAAAAUUAUUUAUAACUUGUACUUUCUUAGCUCAUUUUUUGUGAAAAACUACCACUUUCACAGUUAAGCCUAUAACGUGUCCCAUGUAACAAAGACCCGUUGCCGGAGAUCGUUAAGGCAGUAGUGUCGUAGCAAU
Molecule: messenger RNA, 1275 nt
Organism: Gryllus bimaculatus (two-spotted cricket)
Lineage: Eukaryota; Metazoa; Arthropoda; Insecta; Orthoptera; Gryllidae
Source: the annotation of a GenBank genome assembly